Saprolegnia diclina VS20 is the source of this 832-nucleotide messenger RNA. RefSeq names its product proteasome subunit alpha type-6. Gene Ontology annotation, cellular component: cytosol; proteasome core complex, alpha-subunit complex; proteasome core complex. The record is from RefSeq and is a predicted model, not a curated record. The transcript is spliced from 6 exons. Bases 38 to 766 code for a protein of 242 amino acids. Gene Ontology annotation, biological process: ubiquitin-dependent protein catabolic process. Lineage: Eukaryota; Oomycota; Saprolegniomycetes; Saprolegniales; Saprolegniaceae.
CGAUUUUCCCCUUUCGACCAAGCGGCAGGAAGCAGCAAUGUCUGGAGACGGCUACGAUCGCCACAUUACCAUCUUCUCGCCGGAUGGGCGCCUGUACCAGAUCGAGUACGCGUUCAAGGCCGUGAAGGAAAGCAGCCUCACGUCCGUGGCCGUGCGCGGUGCCAAGAGCUGCGUGGUCGUGACACAGAAGAAGGUUCCGGACAAAUUGAUCGACCCGGACUCGGUCACCAACAUCUUCAAGAUCACGCCGUUGAUCGGGUGCUUGAUGACGGGUCUCUACGCUGAUGCCAAGGCCCAAGUCCAGCGCUUGCGGUACGAAGCGCACGACUUUGAGCACAAGUAUGGCUACCCCGUGCCCUGCCACGUGCUCGCGAAGCGCCUCGCCGACAUUUCGCAGGUCUACACGCAGCAUGCCUCAAUGCGCGCCUUGGGUGUCGUGACCAUGCUCAUCAGCGUCGACGAGGAGAAGGGCCCGCAGCUGUACAAGAUCGACCCGGCUGGCCACUUCUGGGGCUACAAGGCCACGGCGGCUGGUGUCAAGGACCAAGAAGCGACCAACUACCUCGAGAAGAAGAUCAAGGCCAAUGCGGCGAUGGACCACGAGACGACGGUGCACACCGCAAUCACGUGCUUGCAGUCGGUCUUGUCGGCCGACUUCAAGCCGAGCGAGAUCGAAGUUGGUAUCAUUGUCGAAGGCGAACGCUUCCGGAAGUUGACCGAAAACGAGAUUGACGGCUACUUGACGGCUAUCAGCGAGCGGGACUAAAGCUUGCUCCGCUACGUGGCACGCAUUGCAUUAAUUCCAGUAACAAGCCUUUGCUUGCGCUGCGCC